Messenger RNA from Drosophila grimshawi, 4590 nucleotides. It is a transcript of the gene Hmt4-20, whose product is annotated as histone-lysine N-methyltransferase Suv4-20. The transcript is spliced from 2 exons. NCBI's taxonomy places the organism in Eukaryota, Metazoa, Arthropoda, Insecta, Diptera, Drosophilidae. Gene Ontology annotation, molecular function: protein binding; histone H4K20 methyltransferase activity. The record is from RefSeq and is a predicted model, not a curated record. Bases 248 to 4471 code for a protein of 1407 amino acids. Gene Ontology annotation, cellular component: nucleus.
GCAUCAUCAUCAUAAUCAUCAUCAGCAUCAUUAUCAGUCGCAGCAGCAGAGCACGACACACCACAGCUCCACAUCAACGCCGGCAUCAUCAUUAACAGCAUCAGCAUCAUCUUCCUCAUCAUCUUCAUCUUCAUCAUCAUCGCAUGGCGGUGGAGCUGGUGGUGGUGGGGCUGGGAGUGGGAGUGUUGCUGGUAGCCUUAACGGGUGCAACGGCAGCGCCGUUAGUCGUUUAUCGCAAUCAACGGGCAUGUCGCCGCGUGAGCUCUCAGAGAACGAUGAUCUAGCCACAUCGCUGAUACUUGACCCGCACCUGGGCUUUCAGACGCACAAAAUGAACAUACGCUUUAGGCCGCACAAAGUGGGCAUCCAGCAGCUGAAGGCGAUCGUCGAUGAUUUCAUUCAGACGCAAAACUACGAUGUUGCCACACAGUGCAUAUACGAUGGCCCCUGGAUUCCCCGCCAUCUCAAAACUAAGAACAAAAUCGCCACCAAGCGGCUGCACGACCACAUUGUGCGAUAUUUGCGUGUCUUUGACAAGGACAGCGGCUUUGCAAUUGAGGCAUGCUAUCGUUAUUCUUUGGAGGAGCAGCGGGGCGCCAAGAUCAGCUCGACGAAACGCUGGUCGAAAAACGAGAAAAUCGAAUGUCUGGUUGGGUGCAUUGCGGAACUGACUGAAGCGGAAGAAACGGCGCUGCUGCAUUCGGGCAAAAAUGAUUUCUCUGUGAUGUAUAGCUGUCGAAAGAAUUGCGCACAACUCUGGCUGGGACCCGCUGCCUACAUUAAUCACGAUUGUCGCGCCAAUUGCAAAUUCCUUGCCACCGGCCGUGACACGGCCUGUGUGAAAGUGCUGCGAGACAUUGAGGUUGGCGAGGAGAUAACCUGUUUCUAUGGCGAGGAUUUCUUUGGGGAUAGCAAUCGGUAUUGUGAGUGCGAGACGUGCGAGCGGCGCGGAACUGGGGCAUUUGCUGGGAAAAACGCAGCAAACCACAUAAACGAAACGACACUAGGCCUGACCAAUGGAUUGGGCUUGGGUCUCGGCCUGGGCGCUGCCGGCGGCGCCAAUGGCGGUGGCUAUCGACUGCGCGAGACAGACAAUCGCAUUAAUCGGAUCAAGAGUCGCGCCAACAGCACGAACAGCACCUCCAAUAGCAACAGCAACGACAGCAGCAAUGCCAACAGCAACAGCAAUGGCUUAACUACGCAACCGUCAGCUGUGGUGCGGCCCAAGAGCAGCAGCAUGGAGCUGAAUGCUGUCGCUUUGGUGGACAGGAAUAAAGUGCCCAUUGUGGUUGUCUCGCCGUUGACAAUGAAGGCACUGCGCCAGAAGGGCAUGACCAAAUACGAUGCCGAAAUGAUAAUGGCCAAUGCGGCCUACCAUCAACAGCAGCAGCAGCAGCAACACCAUCAGUUUCACCCACACCUGCCACACACAACAGCAUCAGCAGCCGCUGCCGCUGCCGCAGCCGCAACCCAUGUGCAGCAGCAACAUGUGGAGGCCAGUCAAGCGACGGCCAUGCAGAAGCCACAGGCAGCCGCUGAAUUGAGUAAUGGACGCGCUGUUAUCACGCUGCGCAAAUCGAUGCGUGUGAACAGCACGAGCAGCAGCAUUUCCACAGCAUCCACUGAUGAACCGCUGGCCAGUUAUGGCACCAGCAGCACAAUAGCACCAGCAACAGUUGCAGCGCCGCCAGCCGUUGCAACAGUACCAGCAACAGUUGCAACCAUCGGCAAAGCGCCAGUGGUGCUGAUUCCACGCUACAAGCCAGCGGCAGCUCUUGCAGCAGUUCUCCAACAGCAGCAGCAACAUCAACAUAAGCAGCACCAACAGCAGCAGCAACAACAACAACAGCUGCAAAAACAACAGCAGCAGCAACAACGCCAGCAACAGCGACACCUUCGACGAAGCGAGCGCCAAACGCAUCGUCAAAAGAUGAAUGAAAGCACCGGCUCGGACAGCACACAGCUGCUUGGAAAAUAUCUAACGGAUAGUGAGAGCAGCGACACGGAUUUUCAGCAGCAGCUACAACAGCACCAGCAGCAGCAACCCCACAAGGUUUAUGUGUGCAGCGAGGCAGCAGCUGAGGCAGCAACAGCAAUGCCAACAGCAGCGCCGUCUUCGUCAAUGGAGAAGCGUGUAACGCGCAAUAGCGCUGGACGCGCAGCCGCAAUAGCAAUGGCAACAAACACAGCAACAAUAACUGCCCUCAACAACAGCAGCAGCAACAACAGCAACAACAACAUUAACAGCAGCAGUAGCAGCAGCAACUUUAAAACAACGAUUACAAAUUGUAAUAAUUUAAAUAGUAGUAAUAGCUGUAGAAAUAAUGUUAGCGGUAGAUAUAGUGAUCGCAAGCAAAAGCCGAGCGAGCCAACAGCAGCAGCGACGGCAACGGCGACGACGGCAUCGAUAGCAACAACGUUAACGUUAUCAAACAUUGCGCAAUGCACGCCGACGCCCUCGUCGUCUUACUGCUCGGCGGGCGACCAACAGCAGCAACAACAUCAACAGCAGCAGCUACAGGCAACGGCAGCAGCAGCGGCAGCACGAAAGAACCUCAUGUCCACUUUUGAGCAUGCAACAAAGCGUCAGGCAACAACAGCAACAACAGCAGCAAUAGCAGCAGCACCAUCAGCAGUUGCAACAGCCGAUUUUGCUGCGGAGCAGCCGGGCAAGCAGAAGCGCAGUAGACGCGCCGCAGCGCUUGUAGCUGCACAGCAUAUACAUUGCGAAGCCGUUGGUAACGUGCAGCAACGCAAGAGACAACAACAACAGCAGCCAGCAGCAGGAGCAGCAACAAUAACGGCAACAACAGCGGCAGCAUUAGCAAAAAUAAGCAGCAGCGCUGUGGAGCCGCUGCUUAAAACGCCCGCACGACGGCUGAAGCUAACAUUGCGCAUGAAGCGUUCGCCCAUACUGGAUGAAGUAUUUGAACUGGGAACCAGCCUCAGCGAGGAGCGUCAACAUGCACUGCACAAUGGCACCAACAGCGGCAACAGAGCAAGUGCGCACGGCAACAGUGUAACAACUGCUGGCGGCGGUGCAAGCAGCAAAAAUGGUAUCAAUGCCUCCCACAAUGCCAGCAGUAGUAGCAGCAGCACUGGCAUUGAAUAUGAGAUCUUACGCAUGGAGGGCAUAUCAGAGCAUGGCAACGAUGAUGAUGAUGACGAAGAUGAGGAGGGGGAGGAGGAGGAGGACGACGACGAUGAUGAUGACGAGGAGGAUGAAGAACAGGACGACGAGGAGCUAGAAGUGGAGGAAGAAGAGCGCGAAGAGGAGCAAGUAGAAAUGGAGCAAGCACCUGCAGUUGAAAGCGAAAGCGAUGCCACAGAGUGGCGGCGCUGUAAAGAAAAAACGCGGCGUAGUCGACGCAGCGCCUUAAUAACUGCAACAUCAUCCCCGCCGCCAGCACCAGCAAUGCCUCUCAUAAGCAGCAACAGCAUCUAUGGCACUCCGCAAAAAAAAAGACUGCGCCUGAUUUUCGGUAACGAGUCCCACACAAUAGACAUUCCACCAGCAACAACAACAAUCGCAACACCAUCUGUAAAAGCAGCAGCAACUUCCGGCAGCGGUAUUGAUGAGCUCAAUUGCAGCGGGAUCAGUGCAAGUGAAGAAUCCUUUAAUGCUUCCUACGCCAGCAGCACCAACGUCAGCGGCAGCGGCACCAGUAUGACUGUCAAUACUUCCUCGCUUAACAGCACGCCCACAUCCACGGCUUCUAUGGCCGAUGAUGUACCUGUUGAGUCAGCGACAACAACAUCAACGUCAACAGCAACAACGCACCCAGCAACAGUAGCAGUAUCUGCAGCAGUAACAUCCAUGGCAACAUUAGCAACUCGACAGCCCGCAGCCGAUUCGCCAACAUCAACAACAUCCAGCGUCAGUUCAUUUCAAUCGGCCUGCACUUCAACAACUAAUUUUUUUACACGCUCAAAAUCUCCAAUUUGCUAUCAGAUGAACGGCAGCCGCAGCAACAGCAGCUAUAACAUGGCCUACUACCAACAGCAGCAUCAGCAGCAGCAACAACAACAACAGCAGCACCAACAACAGCAGCAGCAGCAGUGCAAAUUUGGCAUCAGCAGCAGCAGCAUCAAACGUGCUGCGGAGCUGACGCAGGCUGUUGUCAGUAGUAGCAACAGCAACAGUAACAGCAACAAUAACAGCAGCCACAGCAACAGUAGCAACAACAGCUCAACAAUAACGAGCAGCAAUGGCGCAACUGGCGGACCGAGCAGCGGUUCCAGCUCGCACAGCUUUCUGCCACAAGCUCUGACUAUGACCAAGCACACGUUUGGCACAUGUGCUCUGGUGGCACCCACCAGCUUUGCUGGUCUACAGCAACAACAACAGCAUCAGCAGCACCAGAAUCAUCAUCAGCAGCAGCAGCAUCAUCAUCAGCAGCAGACAACAAAGCUGGUAGCUGAACAGCAGCAGCUGCCGUCGUCAACCUCGCCGCAGCAGCAGCUGCCAUAACAAACAACACAUCAUCACCAUCAACAACUACAACAUAGCAACAAAUAACCAACGACUGAUCUCUAUGCAAAUUGACUGCACUGCUGCCAUUGCCAACAAAAAAAAAAAACAAAAAACAA